Messenger RNA from Bolinopsis microptera, 2534 nucleotides. RefSeq names its product synaptotagmin-like protein 2. Bases 72 to 1274 code for a protein of 400 amino acids. The transcript is spliced from 7 exons. The record is from RefSeq and is a predicted model, not a curated record. Lineage: Eukaryota; Metazoa; Ctenophora; Tentaculata; Lobata; Bolinopsidae.
UAAGAGAGCUUAAUAUUUAUUGUUUCGAAAGCUUGGUUUUUGUUAAGUUUCCUUUGCCAAAGACAUCAGCUAUGUCAGCUAGAAAUAAGUGGAAGGCGCUCAUAAAUAAACACCAGUCCAUGAUUAACGCGCAAGCUGUUAACCAAGAUGUUAUUGUUAAGCAAGAGGUUAAUCAAGAUGUGUUAACGAAGCCAGCAAUGUCACCUCAAUCCACCCGGAACAUGUGGGAGAUGCUCAUAAACAAACAUCAGCCCACAUUUAAUCAAGAAAAACCAAUCUUUAAGUCCCGUAGUCGAUCUUCAUCAAGCUCUAUUAGGGAGAUUCUUCCACCACCCACACCAAACAGCGAACCAGAAGUGGAGUAUGAUCAGAACGGGCUUGAUGACGACGAGGAUGAACUCAUGGAGAACACCACCACUCCGGUAACUCCGGUAACUGCUGAUCCUCUUAGCAGACAAAACUCAAAAGAUUCAUCUUCCCCGAAAGAAGACCAAAUGAUCAGGCGACCUAGCACUAUAUUUAGUUCGGCUGGAAAUGGAGAGGUGGUCAGUCCCUGGGGUCCACCGACAAAGUCGAUGAAGAAGAAAAAAGGUUGGAUUGAGCCGGUAAAGCCAGUCACUGUAAAACCGACAAAAGAGAUAAAAAAGAUAGUAGCGGACACUAACGAGCUGUUCAAUUUAUUUGAGAGGCGAAACAAGGGGGAGAAAAUCACCAAAUUAGGGGACAGUGAUGCUAUAAGACCUGAUGAGAAAGACAGCACGGAAGUCGGAGGCAAUAUCCACAUGCGGAUAAGCUUCAGUCAGCCAGCAACCCUCCAAGUUGAGGUUAAACAAGCUGACGAUCUUGUUGUGUCCGUUAAGAACAAAACUUGUAACCCUUACGCUGUGGUCACACUCCUUGGGGAGUAUGAGGUCUUCAAAACUGAGGUGGUGGCUCUUUCACAGAACCCAGUAUGGAACCAAGUAUUCGACUUUGCACUGCCUCUCAAAUUCCUUCAAACCACAGCUGUGCUGGUUGUUUUGUACAACAAACACGGGGAGACCGUGGAGGAGUUCCUGGGUGAGGUUCACAUCUCCCUGGCUGGGUACAAACACUUCAAAGUCAUGGACGAUUGGUACCCUCUUGAGGAUCUGAGAGGAGAAGAAGCAAAGUUUGAUGGUUACCAGGAACUCCAAAAAGUACUGAAGUCUCUGAAGACAAAAGCUCCGAUGUCUCUGCCCGAUACUCUGCGACAAGAUGAACUGAGGAAGAAAGAAAACUUCAACAGUUACUAGAACUGCCGUCAAUCAGGACUAUGAUAGACCAGGACAGCUGGAGUAACAGCCAGUUGGGAAUGAGAUUUAUGAAAAUAUAGGACUUGAUGGAAUGGAAUUAAAUUAGGAACUUGAUGAAAACUCAAAAGACGCUGGAAAUAUGUUCGAGAUUUUGCUGAAUCGUUUGCUAAAGAUUUCAAACACCAAAUAAGAUACUAUACAGAAUGAAGUAUAUUAUUAUAGACGUGCGAUAAUUUUUUAAAGAGGAUUUUACUUCUAGAAUGAAUAGACUAUCACUUUCUCUAAAUUGCUUGCCCAAUGUUUUGAAAAUUCUAUGAGAGACGUAUUAUAACUCUUUUCUGACGAAUUUUCGACAAAAAAUACUUUUUUGGUUACGUGAUAAAGCCAAUGAACUCUAAUUGGAUUGUUUACAGUUAGAUUAAUGGUUUUGAAAUUGCAGUUUCUUUUGCCAGAAUACUGUCACAAUCACGUGACAUUUUUGGGUUUUACUGAUAUAUUAAGAGGCAGACUUUUUUACUCAUUAUAUUGAGAUAAGAUAUUGACUGGAACUGACCUUUAAUUCCUGAUCGACUCUGCAUCUCAUUGCCUGAUUAUUGCUGGCUGUACCAAUUUCAAAUGCGAGAAAAUGGUUACGAAAUGAGGAUUCGUGAUUGCACGGUUUUAGGAUGUUUUUAAAUUUUCGAGGCGUUAUUGUUUUUAUGUCUCUAUAUUUCCUAUUGUUUACAAAAUUUCUGUAAAAAUUAGCUUUGAUUGUAAAUGUUGAAAAUUGUAAAUGUCUUAGAUUUCUUCUUAACUGCACAGUUAGCCAUGUUUCGCAAUGUUCCCUGGGUGGGUGUGGUACUUAAAGCACGAGGGCUAAUUAAUAUCUUGAGAGGGUGGAAGAACAAAAGGUUCAAGCCAAGCGAAGCAUGGCUAGUAAUUGCACAGCAGUUUAGAGCUGCUUCGUCAAGUAAAAACCCUCAAAGAUUUCAUACUAUUUCCUUUUCAUACGUAACUUACAUAUGAAAAUAUGCGCUUAUUACAUUAUUGUGAGCACAAAAAAGGACACCUGUUAUACCUCCGCCAUUGAUGAACAAUUGUAUCGUCUAAAUUCCACUUUAACAAAUAACGAUCUUUACUGGAAAUAAAUUGGUCUUAAAUGCAUGAUAUUGUCUUUGGAAUCUUACUUUGAGUGACAAGAUUAUGGACGUUGCCUUGACAGACUUAUUCACUUUCAAAUGUUUUUCGUAACGAAUGAUGGAAAUGAAACGAUCUAAAAUU